AUGACAGUACAACCAGAACGUUUCGGAUUAGAGUCGCAAGUAAAGAGAAACCCUCACCCAGAUUUCAACAAGGUCGAAAACGAAAGAGCUCCAUUUGAAAAGGAAACAAAGUGGAAAUUCACAAGAAUACCUGAUAAGGACUGGACUCCUGGCUCAGGUGCUAACGAUGAUAGCUGGAAAGACCACAAAAAGAUACAAAUAGAUCCGUUCGCAGAAGACAGAAAUCCGGUAGAUAAUUACAAAACGCUUAUUUCCGCAAUUGUCCCAAGACCUAUCGGAUUUGUGUCCACCAUUGGAGCUGAUGGAACUCGUAACUUGGCGCCAUUUUCCUACUUCACUGUUGUUAACCACGAUCCUCCAAUUUUCACUAUCGGUUUUUCUGGGGGUCGCGGAAACGCUAAAGAUACCUGCCGUAACGUUUUAGACACUAAGGAAUUGACUAUUAACAUCAUUUCAGAAUGGUUUGUGGAGGCUGCUAAUUUCUGUUCCACAAAUGCCCCAUUGAAUGUGGACGAAUGGAAAUUGUCAGGUUUGACUCCAUUAGAAUCCACAAAGGUCAAGCCACAGCAUGUCGCAGAAUCAGCCUUCUCCAUCGAAGCUAAAUUGUUGCACUCGCAUGAAUGGACUUCCAAGAGAGAUGAAAAUAAGGUCACUGGUACCUUAUGUAUUGUCGAAGGUGUUAACUUCCAUGUUCGGGAUGACGUGAUCAAUGACCAAUUAAAUAUUCUUGAUAUAGACAAGUUGAAGCCUGUUUCAAGAUUAGGUGGUAUUACAUACGGUAGAACAGUUUCUGGUUAUGAAAAGUUGAGACCAGACUUCGACAAGGAAUCUGAAACUGAUGAAGUCAAGAAGAUCCUAAACGGAAAUUAG
Molecule: messenger RNA, 870 nt
Organism: Debaryomyces fabryi
Lineage: Eukaryota; Fungi; Ascomycota; Pichiomycetes; Serinales; Debaryomycetaceae
Exons: 1
Coding region: 1-870 (289 amino acids)
Molecular function (GO): FMN binding
Source: RefSeq, a predicted model, not a curated record